GCUUUAACAUUUUGUCGUGUGUCAGGUCUGUUUGUGUGUGACAGACGUGGAUAAAAAGAACUAUAAUAAUAUUUAUUCUGACUGUGAUUUGAACAUUGUUUCGCAAUGUUGCUGUACGCCACCUUUCUCUCCCCUCUGACCGCCCUCCAGCAGAGGGAGCUGCGCGUCGUCUUCAAAGCCUUCCACGUUGCAAUGGAGCUGUUCAACGUGACCUACUUCUUGAUGGAAGGCAGUAUGCUGGGCGCCUACCGUCACCAUGGUUACAUACCCUGGGAUGACGAUAUGGACGUGGCUAUAAACGGCUCGGACUGGUUUAAAGUCAAACAGAUUCUUCACUGCAUCCCCGGGUUCGACGUAGACACCAGCACGUACAUGAUGUACAAGUUCUUCUACGAGAAGUCGCUGCACCCGGUGGGUGAGAAAUUCUACCGCUACCCGAACAUAGACAUCUUUUUCUACACGGAGGACUCCAAGUUCAUGUGGUCGCUCUCUCGCAUCAAGAAGCAUCGCAUGCUCUUCAAGGUCUUGGACAUCUUCCCGCUCACCUACCGCCCGUUUGAUGGGAAGAUGGUGCCCGUGCCGAAAGACUUUGAACAGCUGUGCGCCACCAUGUACGACCCGGAAAAGUGCGUUAGUCGGGAUUACGACCACUUCAGGAAUAGACCCAUGGUCCCGUUUUAUGAGUACGAGUACGUCCCGUGUGAGUUUUUCAAGAAGAUGUAUCCGUUUGUCGAGCGGAAGACUACACGACUUGGGAAUAAGGAGGCUACCGUGGAGAUAAGGAGAAUAGGGAAGAAAGUGUUGAGUAACUUCACGUCUUAUCAUUGAUUCACACAGUUAGAAGUUCUCUUUCUGGAGGUGAACGUUUAUGUUUUUGGGGGUUGUUUUUUUUUCUUUUUUUUUUUU
Molecule: messenger RNA, 906 nt
Organism: Aplysia californica (California sea hare)
Lineage: Eukaryota; Metazoa; Mollusca; Gastropoda; Aplysiida; Aplysiidae
Source: RefSeq, a predicted model, not a curated record